GGAAUGGCCGGUGGUACCAAUAGUGGGCCGAAUAAACUAAACAGCAGUUAUACGAAAUCGAUGCUCAGUGCUAGCAGCGUUGUGCGGCAGCAGUCUGAUACCAGUACGAUCAGUAGGCGGCUACAACGCUCCGCCGCAAUUUGCGACGAGCAACAACCUGAAACAUCGAUGCACGAUGCUUACUGCACUAUUCAGGUUUCUUUUUGCUCCUUCAUAUGUAGGGUGUUUGUUGUAGUUUUCGGAGGAAGAACAUAG
Gongylonema pulchrum is the source of this 255-nucleotide messenger RNA. The record is from the annotation of a GenBank genome assembly. Lineage: Eukaryota; Metazoa; Nematoda; Chromadorea; Rhabditida; Gongylonematidae.